Molecule: messenger RNA, 2715 nt
Organism: Cryptomeria japonica (Japanese cedar)
Lineage: Eukaryota; Viridiplantae; Streptophyta; Pinopsida; Cupressales; Cupressaceae
Exons: 5
Coding region: 1661-2407 (248 amino acids)
Molecular function (GO): protein dimerization activity
Source: RefSeq, a predicted model, not a curated record
ACUAGUUUUGACAAGUUUUGUUGAUUUUUUCACUAUUUUUUUGUAGGAUAUCUAGUUUUCCAAAAAAAUCAAGCCCUAAUAGUUUUUUUUUUUCUUUUUAAACUUUGAAUGAUGUCUAAAUUUUUUUCAACUAAUUUAGAUAGUUUGCUAAAUUGUUUAACUAAAAUGUAAACUUCUUGUUUUUCACUUUGUAUGUGUUGGUUAACUAAGCAUUAAUUAUGGCAAGUUCUGAUUGGCCACAAGAACCAUGCCCAUCUGGAUAUAUAGGCACCCGUCCUAAAGGUGCCUAUAGGGGACCGGAUCCUGGGACAGUUAUUUGCAUAAAGUGUGAAAAAAUACUUCAUGGGGGCAUCAACCGUCUCAAAUACCACCUUGCAGGCAUAGACGAACAUGAUGCUAGAGAAUGCAUAGGGACCAAUCUUGAAAUAAAAGACAAAUGAAUGCCCUACUUGUAGUUGGGGAAGAGAAGAAAUUGCAAAGGGAGAGGGCAAAGCUAGCCAUGAGAUCAGCCAUAGCUGAAUGUCAAGGUGCUUCUAUCGACAUUGAAGAAGAACAAGAAGCUUUUGAGGGCAUAGUGGGCUCUCGGCGUGGCCCACGUAUCCGCAAACCCACCACCACCUCGCCCAUCGCUUUUGCUUCCUCUAGUAAAGUACUUGACAUUGACAAUGGCACUGUUGCAUCACGAUCAAGGUCCAUAGGUGAUUAUUUUGUGCCCAAGAACACACCUGGAGCACAACCAUCAUUAGAGGCCACUAGAUGGAAUAGGGAGGGACAUGAAAAAGUUGACAUUGCAUGUGCUGAUUUUUGGUACUUCAACAACAUUCCAUUCAAUGUGGCAAACAAUCCUUUUUGGAUGAAUUUGGUGACCGCAAUGACAGUUGUAGGAAAGGGGUACAAGGCCCCUUCUCACAAGGAUUUGAGUGGGAGGUUGCUCACAAAUGCAGUUGCUAGGGCAAGAGAAGUGGUGGAGGAAUAAAAAAUUGAAUGGGCAAAAUAUGGCCGCACCAUUCUUUUUGAUGGGUGGAUAGAUGGCAAGAACUGCACCAUCAUUAAUUUUUUGGUUGCUUGCAAGGAAAAUGUAGUGUUCUUGAAAUCGGUUGAUGCCUUUAGCAAGGUGAAAAAUGGAGAAACAUUGGCUGGAAUGUUGGAGCACGUUGUCAUGGAGGUGGGAGUAGAGAAUGUGGUGCAAAUCAUCACAGAUAAUGCAGCAACAUAUGUGUCAGCAGGUAGAAUCCUCCAAGAGAGGCACCCCACUCUUUUUUGGACACUUUGUGCAGCACAUGUCCUUGACCUUCUUUUGGAGGACAUAGGAAAACUUGAGUGGGUGACUCUAGUUGUGGAAGAUGCAAGAGGAUCACCAAAUAUAUUUACAAUCAUCCUUGGGUUCUAAAUUUGAUGAGAGAGCACACCGAAGGGAAAGAUUUGGUGAGAGUUGGUGUCACAAGGUUUGCAAUGAUUUUCUUAACGUUGCAAAGCCUUCUUGCUGUAUUGACUUCUUUGAAACAAAUGUUUGUGAGUGGAGCAUGGCUAAACUCACUAUAUUCAAAGAAGCUUGAAGGAGAGGCUGUCGCAUGCAUAGUCUUCGACAACCAAUUUGCACAAAGGGCUGUAGAGAUUGUGAAGGUGUUGGAGCCCUUGGUUAGAGUUCUCCGCUUGGUGGAUGAGGAUAAAAACCCCAAUGGGGUAUAUUUAUGAGGCCAUGGAUAGGGCCAAGGAGUCUAUCAAAAAUUUCUACAAGGGGGAUAGACUCAAAUUUGAUCCCAUUUGGGAAAUUAUUGAUAGGAGGUGGAACAACCAGCUCCAACAACCCAUUCAUGCAACAGGGUACUUCCUUAACCCUCGUUUUAGGUUCAGGGGUUCUUACUCAGAUCUUAAUAGAGAGGUUAUGGAGGGCCUCAAUACAUGCAUUGAGAGGAUGGUACCCGAUGUUGAGGAGAGAGACCUCAUUGUGGGCGAACUCCAAAAUUAUGAGGAAGCAAGGAGUAAGCUAUUCUCUUCAGAGUUGGCUAGGAGAGGAAGAACCACUGAAACCCCAGAUGCUUGGUGUCAAAAUUGGGGUGGAAACACCUCACAUCUCAAAGUAUUUGCCCUCAGAGUCUUAUGUCAGCCUUGUAGUUCAUCCAAUUGUGAGCGCAAUUGGAGCUUGUUUGAAGCAAUCCACAUGAAGAAGAGGAGCAAGUUAGUGCAGAAACGCCUCAAUGACCUUGUCUUCGUGCAAUAUAAUCUUCGAUUGCGCGUAAGGAAGGUGGAGGAAGUAGAAGGUGGUCCAAUUGACUUGGAUGAUAUAGAUCCUUACAGUGAUUGGACACCACAGGAGCAGUAUCCAUUGUUUUCCGAGGAUGACAUCAUUGAUUUCAAGAGGCAGGCUAUGGAGGAGGGGCAUGGAUUUGGUUUUCACGCUGGAUGACAUCGAGGAAGAAGAGGAUGAGGAUGAGGAUGAGGUGUCAUUGCCAGUGCCACAAGAAGGUGGAGACAUAGCUUCAGCCAGGAUUGAGGAUGAGCCAGCCAUACCGAGCGAGGAGGCACAGUCAUGUGACUCACGCCCACUGCAGACUUCUAGGACUAGACCCUCUAGUUCUACCUCUCCCCUAGUUUUUGCUAGAGCUGGGAAGAGGAAGUUGUAAUUGUAAUGAUGUAUUUACUUUUGGUUUUACAAAAACUAUUUACUAUUUUGCUUCCAGGCUUCCAGCCAUCAGCAUUCCUCAUGAGGAUGCG